This is a messenger RNA of Aspergillus brunneoviolaceus CBS 621.78, 1195 nucleotides long. RefSeq names its product clathrin light chain CLC1. NCBI's taxonomy places the organism in Eukaryota, Fungi, Ascomycota, Eurotiomycetes, Eurotiales, Aspergillaceae. The transcript is spliced from 4 exons. Gene Ontology annotation, biological process: clathrin coat assembly; clathrin-dependent endocytosis; intracellular protein transport. The record is from RefSeq and is a predicted model, not a curated record. Gene Ontology annotation, cellular component: plasma membrane; clathrin coat of coated pit; clathrin coat of trans-Golgi network vesicle. Gene Ontology annotation, molecular function: structural molecule activity; clathrin heavy chain binding. The coding region runs from base 134 to 886 and encodes 250 amino acids.
CAGCUGGUACCUUACAUCCAUUCCCCUCCGCUCCCCUCCCUCUUCCUCCUCAUCGCUUUCGUCUUCUGGCAGUUACUGCACAUUACUGUGGAAAGUCGCAUAACAUUUCUGAACCUCACGCAAUCAAUCAAACAUGGCCGACCGCUUCCCUUCAUUGGAGGAUUUCUCCGCGGGCCAAACUGAGGUGGUGGAGACUAAUGGCGGUGCUGAUGAGAACGACUUUCUGGCUCGCGAAAGAGCCAUGCUUGGUGAUGAUGCCGAGCAAUUUGCAACUCCCCAAGACCAUGUCGCUGUCACCGAAGGCGUAAACAACGAUGACGAUCUACUUGGUGGUGGUGCGGAUGCCUUCCCAGCCGCAGGCGAUGCGUCUCCUAACGAGAUCGGCGGCUUCGAAUCUUCAUUCCCAGCUCUCGACACACAAAAUGAGCAAGUUGCCCCUGGUGGUACAAUCACUGGAACGGGGGCCCCCUUCCCGCCUACCGGAUACACCAACUACACUUCCCAAGCUCCCGACGAGGAGCCUGAGCCCGUCAGGGAAUGGCGUGAAAGACGCAAUGCAGACAUUCAGCGUCGUGCCGAGAUUUCCGAGGAGAAGAAGGAAGCGACCAUCAAGAAGGCGCAGGAGGACAUUGAUGACUUCUAUGUCUCCUACAACAACAAAACAGACAAGCUGCGCGCUCAGACUCGCGCCGAAGCCGAGCAGUUCCUUUCUAAUCGUGAAGACACAUCCUCUGGCGGCACUAGCUGGGAACGGAUUGCUAAACUGGUUGACGUGUCUGGAAAGGGUAGCAAGGGUGGCGCCAGCGGAUCUGGCAAGGAGCGCUUCCGAGAGCUACUGCUCGAUCUGAAGAAGGACCAGAAUGCACCCGGUGCUGGCGGUGUCUAGACCUCGAAUCACCUGAACUCCACGGUUGGCGAACGGGACCGAAAAGAAAAAGUCCCCUGGAAAUUAUACCUCAUCACUUACUUCAGCGCCAUUCUCAUGAAAAUCAUGUUAUUCCGCAUCGACUCCAAGAGCCUACACGUUCCUCACCAACCUGAAUAUACCUAUGUUGACCGCUUGGGGCCGUGGUGGCUUCCUAAUCACAUGUUUCUUUAUCCUAUUUUCGUCACAUGUUUUGAUAUCUUCGUUAUUCCCUUUCUGUAGCUAGAUCAUGCAUAUUGGAACACUAAAUUAUUUCACACCUCGUGGAAC